UAUAGCGUGACGUUACCAAAUUUAUUCACUCCUAUCCACCGAGCGAUUCGAAAUUAUAACUCAUUGGACUGUUCCAGUAGCACCCUUUGCAACCGGUACCGUGCUUUUUCCAUGGAAAUGAGUUCCGACACCAUUAAGCUGUUGAUCUGUGGAAGUGGUAAUGGAGCGCACGCAUUUGCCGGUAUCGCGUCAUCUUUGAAAGGAACUGAAGUUCGAGUGCUUAGUUUGUAUCAAGAUGAAGCAGAGCGCUGGAGUGCUGCAAUGCAGAAGACAGACCUGAAAGUUAUCCUACAUCGGAAGGGAAAGGAGCCAACUUCCAUUUUGUCCAAACCUGCACUGGUAACAAAAGACCCAGAGGAUGCCAUCCGAGAUGUUGACAUCGUGGUCUUUGUUCUGCCAGCAUUUGCCCAUCAAGUUUUCCUUGAUACCUUAAAGCCUUACAUAAAACCUGGCACAAUAUUGGUCGGCCUACCAGGGGAACCAGGCCUUGACUUCCAAAUUCGUCACGUGCUAGGCGAAACAGCGCAGCAAUGCACGAUCAUGAAUUUUGAGUCGUUACCAUGGGCAUGCCGCACCACUGAGUUUGGUGUUAAAUGCGAGGUUCUUGGCACCAAGGAAACUCUACAAGGAGCCAUGAAGAAAGGAGAUGUGCCAUCUAAGAAAGAACCAGUCUCUACACUGCAAUAUCUCCUUGGACCCCUCCCUAAACUGAUCGUCUCCGGUCACCUACUAGGCGUUCAGUUGAUGAGCGUUAACGCCUACCUGCACACGUCAAUAGUGUACGGUCAGUGGGAAGGGUGGGACGGCAACCCAGUUGAUGAGGCUCCUCUGUUCUAUCAUGGUGUGAGUGAGUCAACUGCCAAACUUACGUCCACUGUUUCAGAUGAGGUACUAGACAUUGCCAAGGCUAUCGAGAAGAGGUCCGGAGCUGACAUGUCUGGUGUUGUCCACUUGUAUCAGUGGUACAUGCGCUGCUAUCCUGAAGAUAUCACCGACAAGACCAACUUUUACACCGCAAUACGGAGCAACGCUGCCUACGAAGGGCUAAAACAUCCUGUCAAGGCAACCGAAGAUGGCAAGUUUCUGCCGAAUUUCGCGUACCGUUACACGAUGGAGGAUAUCCCUUAUGGUUUGGCUGUCAUCAAGGGUAUUGCAUAGAUUGUUAAAGUUGAAACGCCGAAUAUUGACAAGGUGCUUAUAUGGUGUCAGGAGAAAAUGGGCAAAGAAUAUCUCGUGAACUCAAAGUUUCAAGGCAAAGAUAUCGCUUCAUCCAGAGCACCGCAGAGAUAUGGAUUCACCACUCUGGAAUCCAUCUUGUAAAACCUUCCGAUACGUCAGUAUAUGAAGAAAAGGAAAACAUUACAUAACUACGUAAUAUAUGUAAACAGUAACUGUUCUUUUUUACUGCGAAAGUUUUUCCCGUAACGGAAAAAUUUGGACGUCUCAUAAACUGGGAGUUUUUAAUUAUAGUAAACUCUUUAGCUAUAGUUCUUCAAAAUCAGCAAUACAUUCCGACGAUUAAUGGGGUUGGUCAGCGAUUAAAUAGACUAAAUUACCAAUGGCUUCCCACUAGGUUGUGUCAGUGAGUAGUGUAUCCAUAAGCUGAAAGGUUGCACGGUAGAUGCAUGUAAAUUACUCGAUCACGGAAGGUUAUAAUAGUUGCCUUGGAGCUUGCAUUUGUCAGCCAUUUAGGACCAGCGUUGGGGUGCCGUAUCGUCCCCAGCAGUCAGCUAUAACAAAGAAAACUGAGACGAGCGGGAUGCAGCACUGAAUGGGGUAAAGAAGUCUCUCGUCCUAAUUUCCUUCCCACGUUAAUCAUGAAACGUUAUUCUAACAGUAUUUUCUAGCAAAAAGUGUCUGGGGACGAGUCCGUGACUGCACGCUAGCAAAAGUUCAGUUGCAAGAAUCGGUGUAACAUAUAGUUUAGAGUUCGCUUAUGUGUUUUGGCAGAAAUGUUUUAUUGGCUCACUGUGUUCCUCAUACCUUUCUUCUUUAACACUUAAGUUGGUAUAUAACUGAACUGAACGACUUUAAUCCGCAUUUAAUAAUGGCGACAAGAUGACGCCGAAACGUCAUGUUAUAACGUUCAGUUUUUCCUUUUAAAAUUUUAAAUUUAGGACUGUGACUUAAAUUAGAAAUAAAGAACCACAACAUUGUGCCCAUAUA
Messenger RNA from Orbicella faveolata, 2166 nucleotides. RefSeq names its product tauropine dehydrogenase-like. The record is from RefSeq and is a predicted model, not a curated record. Lineage: Eukaryota; Metazoa; Cnidaria; Anthozoa; Scleractinia; Merulinidae. Gene Ontology annotation, molecular function: oxidoreductase activity.